UCCAGUCUCCAUCUCUCUCACAUGUCAAAUCACUUUCUCAAACGAAACAAACUCAGUCAAUUUAAUUCAAUUCUAAUCGCAAUUAUUUAAUUUAAUUAAUUGAUCAAAUUUCAUCCUCUCUUUUAAUUUCCAGUUUAUUAUUAUUAUUCUCAUCGCUUAGGGUUUCUCUCUCUACCAUUUUUAUUUUUCUCCACUUUCUCUCUCUAAAAUUUUCUUUUCUUUCUCGAGAAUCGAACGCCUCUAGGGUUUGGUGGCCAAUUGGAGCGACUUCUCGGACUUCGUGAAAGUGUUGAAUCGAGGACUUUGAUUAAAAAGGCUCGCGUACUCACUUUCUUGGAUUCAUUAAUUGGCUUCGAUUAUAUUUUUUCUGUUUGAUGUGGUUUUGCUGAAAAAGGAGUAAUGUGCUGAGUAAUGGCACUUAAGGUUUCAGCUCGUAAGGCAGCUGAAGUUGCUAUUGGGUCAAUCGGGCGUGGAUAUGAUGUAGCAAUAGAUCUGAGGUUGAAAUACUGUAAAGGGGAUUUGAGUGAUUCCUGUUUAAUUGAGAUUGAUCAAGAUGGAGGUCGUGAGAUUGUUUUGCCUGGUGGGAUAUCUAUUCCCAACGUGUCCAAAUCUAUAAAAUGUGAUAAAGGGGAGCGCACACGGUUUAGGUCCGAUGUUCUCUCUUUCCAGCAGAUGUCAGAGCAGUUCAAUCAGGAGCUAUCUUUAACUGGCAAAAUUCCUUCGGGUCUCUUUAAUGCUAUGUUCGAUUUCUCAAGUUGUUGGCAGAAAGAUGCAGCCAACACCAAGACUCUUGCUUUUGAUGGGGUGUUCAUCUCACUCUACACUGUUGCGUUGGAGAAAUCUCAGAUGGUGCUUCGAGAUCAUGUAAAGAAAGCUGUCCCAUCAGUGUGGGAACCUGCCGCACUAGCAAGGUUUAUUGAGAUGUUUGGCACCCAUAUUAUUGUUGGUGUGAAGAUGGGAGGGAAGGAUGUAAUAUAUGUAAAACAGCAACAUUCAUCACCUCUUCAACCUGCUGAUGUACAGAAACGAUUAAAAGAGAUUGCAGACAAGAGGUUUUUAGAUUCUAAUGGACAAUAUAGCAUACCCUCCGAACAACUUUACCCGAAUGACAAGUUUGAAAUCAGGGAGCAGCGGCUGAGGUUUGCUGAUACCAGUCCGUCGAGUUCUUAUUCACUUAAAGAGGAUACUGUAAGCAUUUGCAAGAGGAGAGGUGGAAAUGAUAACCGAAACUUGUCUCAUAAUGAAUGGUUACACACUGUUCAGUUUGAGCCUGAUGUGAUCUCGAUGUCCUUCAUCCCAAUUACCUCUUUGUUAAUUGGAGUCCCAGGGAGUGGCUUCUUAAGCCAUGCCAUAAAUCUCUACUUAAGAUAUAAGCCACCGAUCGAAGAACUCCACCAGUUUCUGGAAUUUCAGUUGCCAAGGCAGUGGGCACCUGUAUUCAGUGAGCUUCCCCUUGGUCCUCAACGAAAGCAACAAAGCACCUCAUCCUUAAGAUUCAGUCUCAUGGGACCCAAGCUUUUUGUGAACACUAAUCCGAUUGAUGUGGGUCAGAGACCUGUGACUGGCCUUCGUCUUUAUUUAGAAGGUAGAAGCAGCAAUCGCCUGGCCAUCCACAUGCAACAUCUCUCCUCUCUUCCGAAAGUCUUCCAACUCAUAGACGAUCCAAAUGGUGACUUUCGUUGGGAGAGCUAUGAUCGUAAUUACUAUGAGAAGGUUCAAUGGAAGAACUAUUCUCAUGUCUGCACUGCUCCUGUUGAGUCCGAUGAGGAUCUUGCCAUUGUAACCGGAGCACAGUUACAGGUCAAGCAUCACGGGUUCAAAAGUAUUCUCUUUUUACAACUCCGCUUCUCAACUGUUUUGGGAGCAACAGCGGUCAAGCAUCCAGAGUGGGACGGAUCACCAGGUUUGACACCCAAGUCGGGACUCAUAUCGACACUAAUCAGCCAUCACUUCACAACUGUACAGAAGCCACCUCCACGGCCAGCUGAUGUCAAUAUAAACUCUGCAGUCUACCCUGGCGGUCCUCCAGUGCCCGUCCAAGCCCCAAAGCUUUUAAAAUUUGUUGAUACAACAGAGAUGACAAGAGGGGCGCAGGAUACUCCUGGCUAUUGGGUCGUUUCUGGGGCAAGACUAGUUGUUGAGAAGGGCCGGAUCUCUCUGCGGGUUAAGUAUUCUUUGUUGACAGUAAUAAUACCAGAUGAAGAAGACUAGAAGAGCUGUAGCAGAUUUUUUGACCCGCUCACCUAUACAGAAGAAAAGAACGGUAACAAACACAAUCAAAAAAAGUGAUCGAAAGCAGUAUACAAUUGGUUGAUUGAUCGAUAAAACCUUGCUGUUGGAAAUCAAGAAUGCGAAGAAGCCCUUUGAAAAUUAAAUGUUGGAAGCGACUGACGGAUGAUGAUGGUGGUUGUAUGAUUUGUUUUCAUCACCAUCUUUCUCUUGUAAUUUAAUUUUGUAUUUUUGAUGUAGAUUCUUGAUGAUAGUGCUGUCUGCCUGCAGUUCGUCGGGGUUACAAACUUACAAAGGGUAUUUGACAUCGUGAAUCCUCAAGUUCGAUGCUUCUUGUGUAUUUUACUUGGUACCAAACACAGCCCAACUAGCUCACUCUCUUGCAUUGAAAUUAGAAA
Messenger RNA from Pistacia vera, 2627 nucleotides. Its product is annotated as MACPF domain-containing protein At4g24290-like. The record is from RefSeq and is a predicted model, not a curated record. The coding region runs from base 412 to 2211 and encodes 599 amino acids. Lineage: Eukaryota; Viridiplantae; Streptophyta; Magnoliopsida; Sapindales; Anacardiaceae. The transcript is spliced from 8 exons. Gene Ontology annotation, biological process: plant-type hypersensitive response; regulation of salicylic acid mediated signaling pathway. Gene Ontology annotation, cellular component: plasma membrane.